Gossypium raimondii (Peruvian cotton) is the source of this 3940-nucleotide messenger RNA. RefSeq names its product (R)-mandelonitrile lyase-like. NCBI's taxonomy places the organism in Eukaryota, Viridiplantae, Streptophyta, Magnoliopsida, Malvales, Malvaceae. The record is from RefSeq and is a predicted model, not a curated record. The transcript has 2 exons. Bases 2124 to 3779 code for a protein of 551 amino acids. Gene Ontology annotation, molecular function: flavin adenine dinucleotide binding; oxidoreductase activity, acting on CH-OH group of donors.
UAUGUGUAGAUGGAUCUAGAUUUAGCCUUAGUUGAUAAUUGUUGUAAACAAAAAGGGGAAUGGAUGCCUUAUCUCUGUCUGCCGAUUAUCUUAUCCUGGAGGGGGCUGAAUGUAAAAAGUGGAAAUUCCAAAUCUUGUUUUUGGAAAUCUUGUGUUGUUCUUUGGAUACCCAUUUUUGUUGUUGCGAAAAUUGUGCAUUAGUGGCCCCUCCUUUAUUAGCCUAUCUAUCUUGUGAAGGCAUGCUCAUUAAUUAUAUGUCAUAUAGGCAAAUAAGUGAGCGGGAUUAAUUAGGUGGAUUCCAGGUUUUUAUUGUUAAUGAUGUUUUAAGCUUGUUCCACUUAUGGAAAGAUAUGAAUGCUACUGCCUUUUGUUCACCGCUAGAUUUGUCUAAUUUGUAAUUCCUUCAUUGACCUUUUUGUAAGUUAUUACUUUACAUGGAAGGUAUGAUUAGUGAUUUUGUUGUGGUUUUUAAAUUGGGAUUUCUCUCUUAACUUUGCUUUAUUUAUUCUCUUAGUCAAUGCAUACACUGCAACAAUGAUGCAUUAUAGAGUUCUAAGAUGCAUGCAUUUGUGUGAUUGAGUCUGAGGAAGAGCAAUGCGCAAAUAACAUUGCAUGUGUGUUUGAUUGAGGUUACUAUUGUUUGUUUGGACUUUUGAGAAGGUUAAUGUUUUAUCAAUUUGAUUUUUUCCUAACAUGCCCUUAAUCUGGCAAGUUUGUUUGGAUGUGGUGGUUUGGUUUGAUGUCUGGUUUUGUUUAGAUUCUUUUGCUGUUCCAAAAUUUGGACAACCUGCCUCAAAGUGUCUCUCUGUAGACUGUAGUCCUCUGAUUAAUGUCCAAUAAUAAUUGUAUGAGCAACCCAUUGCCAGAGGAGAAGGCCUUGGAAAAAUGGCAUUGCCACCUAUGUUACUCAGACUCAAAUGCAAGUGCUGGAUAUGAGUAUGUAUUCAAUAAUAGUAUUGUCAGAUUUUUUAAAGUUUUUCCAGAGGAUCAAUGAAGAUUAUAUCUUUAUAUCCAUAAAUCGAGCACGAUUUGUCGGAUACACUGAAAAGAAAAACAAGAGCUGGAGCAACUAGAUAGCUGUCAAUACUUAAACAAGUCAAAAAUAGAGUCGGUGUAAUAUAGAUUGCAGCCAGAAUAGCUGCUGGGCUGCUGUUUAGGAGAAUGAUUGGUAAUUGAUGCAUUUGUUGAAUAAUAUUGCUUGCAUUGUAUCUAGGCCAUCAUAAAUUAUAUAUUCUUCAACUGCUGAUUAUUAUUAUUAUUUAUUUUGCAAACUAAACUUUUAUGAUGCUUGAUCCCUUGCAUAUGUUCACUGGGUAGAUAAAUAAGCAAAUAAAAUUGUGUGUUUUGGCCAAGAAAAUAUAAUUUCUGUAUGCAAAUUAACUUUCAGGCUACCAUGUGUGCAACUAAAAUGAUUCCUUGAAUGGUUCAUCGACCUUUGUUUGGCAUAAUCAGCAUUGUAAGAAGAUAGUUUUUGCAUUUAGUAACAAUUUUCUUAAGUUAAAAAUAGAUGAAAAUGUUAUUGCUCUAUGUGGAAUAAACACAAGUGCUUACCUAAAUUUAAUUGACAACGUGUUUUUAUCAAGCUUACUAAAAUUUAUUUUUUGUCGCAUGCUCAACAGAAAUGGGUUUGGUUUCUUAUCAACCUUAAUUUGACAUAGGCGCUUCUGUAACAACCUUAAAUUUUUUAUAGUAUGACUUUAUUAUGUAUGGAUAUGAUUAUUGACUAUGACUAAUAUUUUAUUAUGAUGGAUUGGAGAUAUCGGCUGGCAAGCAAUUCCAGUAGGAUAUGGAGGAGGAUUAGAUAAAAGACACUACGAGACACCAGCUAUUAUUAUGUAAUAACUUUCUUACAUCAUAUUCGCAAUCGCAAGAAAUAAAUUUUACAAAAAAGAAAAAUGAAUAUAUUUUAAAAAAUCAUUGACCGUUUGAUUAAAAUAAAAUGGAUCAAGGAAUGAUUGACGAUUGGAUUCUUGCGGGACCCCCUUUACAGUGGCGCCUAAAUCAACAUAACGAUAUUCAACAGAAUAUUUAACUGAAAAUUUCACCCUUACUCUGUCUUCAAAGUCCUCCAAGAAAACACCAAGAAAAUUUUCUGGCUCCUCCAAGAAAAUAAACAAACAGAAAUGCGGAGACACUUGGUUUUUUGGCUUCAAUGCACUGCCAUCUUGCUGCUGUUAUCUCCAGUUUCAUCUCUUGCAAGACCGCUUCCUCAAGGAGACCCACUUUACUUGAACUUUGUGUUGAAUGCGACGUAUUUUCCAUCUGAGGACUACUAUGACUACAUCGUCGUGGGAGGAGGGACCGCAGGUUGUCCAUUAGCCGCCACUUUGUCACAGUCAUAUCGGGUUCUUGUCCUUGAAAGAGGAGGCGUUCCCUAUGGUAACCAAAAUUUGAUGAAUCAAGAAGGGUUCUUGACCACACUCACUGAGGUCGACACCUUCGACUCUCCUGCUCAAAGCUUUACUUCCGAGGACGGGGUCCUAAAUGCCCGCGGACGUGUUCUUGGUGGCAGUAGUGCCAUCAAUGCCGGCUUCUAUAGCCGAGCUGAUCCUGAGUUUUAUGAGAGUUCCGGUGUGAAUUGGGAUCUCAGUUUGGUUAACCAAUCUUAUGAGUGGGUUGAGAGGGGAGUUGUGUUUAGGCCAGAGUUAAAGAACUGGCAAUCAGCUGUUAGGGAUGCUUUGCUAGAGGCAGGGAUUGAUCCUUACCAUGGCUUUACUUUGGACCAUUUGGUUGGAACAAAGAUCGGAGGCUCCACUUUUGAUAGCUCCGGCAAGAGGCAUAGCGCCGCGGAUCUUCUGAAUUAUGGAAAACCAGCAAACAUUAAAGUAGCACUUUAUGCAAGUGUGGAAAGGGUAUUACUGGCUUCUUCUUCUUCAAAUGUGUUGUCUCGGCAGUCUGCGAUCGGGGUCGUGUAUCGCGAUGAAACGGGAAGGUAUCACCACGCUAUGGUGAAGGAAAAAGGUGAGGUGCUGCUAUGUGCUGGAGCCAUUGGAAGUCCACAGUUAUUGCUGCUGAGUGGAAUUGGUCCAAGGCCUUACUUGUCUUCUUGGGGAAUUCCGGUUGUAUAUCAUCAUCCAUAUGUAGGCCAAUUUGUUUACGAUAAUCCGAGGAACGGCAUCUCAAUUUUGCCUCCAAUCCCACUAGAGUACUCACUUAUACAGGUUGCUGGGAUAACGGAAAUGGGGGCAUAUGUUGAGGCUGCUUCAAAUGUUAUUCCUUUUACAACCCCUUCACGCUCAGCGUUCAUUAGACCACCUUCUUCCCCUCUGCUUUUAACAGUGGCUACUAUCAUGGAGAAGAUUGUCGGGCCUAUUUCAACUGGUUCGUUAAGGUUGGCCUCGACUGAUGUCAGGGUGAAUCCUAUAGUACGCUUUAACUACUUUAGCAAUCCCAUAGACUUGGAGAGAUGUGUGAAUGGAACACGCAAGAUUGGGGAUAUCUUGAGGAGUCGGUCCAUGGAUGAUUUUAAGUUCAACGAAUGGUUUGGGAGCAGAAAUUUCAGGUUUGUAGGGCCUUCAUUGCCUGUUGACCAAUCAAACUAUGAACAGAUGGCAGAUUUUUGCCGGCGUACUGUGAGCACCAUAUGGCAUUACCAUGGUGGCUGUGUUGUGGGGAGAGUGGUUGAUCAAAAUUAUCAUGUUAUCGGGAUUGAUGCGCUCAGAGUAGUUGACGGAUCAACGUUUACUAUAUCGCCAGGAACCAACCCUCAGGCAACAGUGAUGAUGCUUGGGAGGUACGUUGGCCUGAGGAUAAUCAAAGAGCGAAAGCGAUUGAAAUGAAGCCUGCUGCUGGUCUGCUAUUCAGAUAACUGGCUAAUUGUUUUUAGUUUUCAAUUCUACUUUUGGUUGGUGAUAAAUCAAAGGUGUGUCUUAAAUUUUGGUGAUUGGUUUAUUCGUAAAAGUAACAUGGCUAAUAAAGAAGAUUGGAGAGGAUUGUUGUA